AACCAACAGCUGAAAGUAUUAUAACGAUGAAUUUUCUCAUAAUAUUAUUCAUUUUGGCAGUGAUACAAAAUAUAAAAAGUGAAAUUGCUUCCGAAUCGCCAACACCAGCUACAAAUGGUGAAGUUAUUGUUAAAACUAAAAUAUCUAAGAAAAAAGAAGAAGAAUCACAGCCAGCAGCAGUUAGUGUUGCUAGCACCAAUACUACGAAGGCAGCUACUCCUACUCCUUUAAGUGUUAAGAUAAAAGUUUAUGAUGAUAGUGGAGUGAAGAAAAAUAUUAGUGAUUUAAGUGAAAGACAAGUCCAACAAGAACUCUUCCUAAAACAACUAUUCAACGAUGUAGCCUUCAUCAAGAGAUCCCUUAUAAAGAUCGUCAACCAAAAUCCCGAUUGGACGGUCAUACAAAGAAGACAAGAUGGUUCUGAAGAUUUCUAUCGCACCUGGGAUGAAUACAAAGAAGGUUUUGGUAAUCCUCAUGGAGAAUUCUUUAUUGGUCUCGAUAAUCUUUACGAAAUGACAGCGGCAGCACCACAGGAAUUGUUAAUUAUAUUGGAAGAUUUUGAAAAUCAAACACGUUAUGCUAAAUAUGAUAGAUUUGUAUUAGGCAGUGAAGAUGAUAAAUUUACUAUAGUCGAAUUGGGAGAGUAUAGUGGUAAUGCUGGUGAUUCAAUGACUUAUCAUAAGGGAAGAAAAUUCUCAACAAAAGAUCAGGAUAAUGAUAAUAAUCCAACAUCAAAUUGUGCUAAAGAUUAUAAAGGAGCCUGGUGGUUUGAUAAUUGUUAUUCAAGUCAUUUGAAUGGUCCUUAUUUCCGUGGUAAACGGUCUUGCAGAGGUGGCAUUAACUGGUAUCAAUGGCAUAAUUAUAUGUAUUCUUUAAAAUUUGUAGAAAUCAUGGUAAGACCUAUAGCAGAAGAAGAGGAGUAGAGCGAAUUGUUGAUAAAAUUUAUAACAAAAAAUUUAUGUAUUUUAUUAGAUUUUAAGUGAAAUUUAAUGUUUGAAUAAAAAAUUUCAUGUUGUUGUAA
Molecule: messenger RNA, 1021 nt
Organism: Lucilia cuprina (Australian sheep blowfly)
Lineage: Eukaryota; Metazoa; Arthropoda; Insecta; Diptera; Calliphoridae
Product: ficolin-2-like
Exons: 4
Coding region: 27-923 (298 amino acids)
Source: RefSeq, a predicted model, not a curated record